Molecule: messenger RNA, 775 nt
Organism: Eriocheir sinensis (Chinese mitten crab)
Lineage: Eukaryota; Metazoa; Arthropoda; Malacostraca; Decapoda; Varunidae
Product: actin-binding Rho-activating protein-like
Exons: 6
Coding region: 107-730 (207 amino acids)
Biological process (GO): positive regulation of Rho protein signal transduction
Molecular function (GO): actin binding
Source: RefSeq, a predicted model, not a curated record
CAGUCUUUCAUCCACCCUCCUCGCGGCCGCACGUGUUUUCCCUCCUUUCCUCCAGUCACGGGAGAGAAAUUAGAGAAAGUGAGAGAGAUAGAGAGAGAGAGAGAUAAUGGGUGACGCAGCUAUCUGUGGUCGUGGUGGCAACUUGAAAGAGCGGAUGGCGAAAUUGGACGAAAAAGCGACCGCUGGCAACUCAACCCCGGAGGAAACUACACAGCCCUUCGCCCUCCGUCACAGCAGCCUGGCGGAGAAGAAAAAGCAGUUUGCCGAGAGCGCCGCGAAACACCAAAACAAGAUGUCUCAGAACCCCUUCAGCGGCCAGUUCCGUGCGGGGGAGCGGCCGAAGCUGUCCAAGGAUGACCCCAACUACGGCCGCCCCGUCGCCGGCAGUAAGAGUGAGAGGCGAGGUCGCGGGGCCGCCAGACAUGUGAACGCUGAGGUUGUGUUUCUGUGCGACAUGAUUCACCAAGAAGGUUACCAGCUGCCGGAUGGAACAGCCGCCAUUACCUUUGGAGAGCUGUUUCAGCUCUACACCCGGAUCUCCAAUAAGGUCGUGGGCAUGCUUCUAAGGGCACGGAAGUAUGACCUUUUGACCUUCGAGGGGGAGACUUUGUUCCAGGGGCGGAAUAACGACACUGUGAUCAAGUUGCUUAAGCCGAUCGCUGAGAUUCGCGCCGAACUGAAUGAGGAUAAGGAGUUUGAUGUCGGGGUGUGUCACAAGGCUAAGAAAUGAUCACACACACACACACACACACACACACACACACACAUAAACAUA